This is a messenger RNA of Python bivittatus (Burmese python), 3933 nucleotides long. The record is from RefSeq and is a predicted model, not a curated record. NCBI's taxonomy places the organism in Eukaryota, Metazoa, Chordata, Lepidosauria, Squamata, Pythonidae.
GCAGGUAGGAUCCUCCUCUUACCUACACUUCCCAGUAAAACCUGAAAGCAAUGCUUCCUUCUCUUUGGAGCAAGAUCCCGGUCUGCCAAGUUGGAGCAGGAGAGAGCAAAUAACAUCAUUAAGGCAAAGUAGAGGCAAUGAUGUGGUAUGACCUUGAAAAAGCAAAAUGAUGGCUAAGAGAGUCCAGGGGUUCACAGGAUAGAAAUUUCACUCUCCUGGCAUUGAUACUCCAACAGACAACAGUGUUGCAGGUGUGAGAGCAGGAUUAUUGAGCAACGCAGGGGGAUCUUCUUGAGAAAGCAUAUUGUAACAAGGUUAGUCUAAAUAAGUGUUUGCUGGCUGGGGGAUUCUGGGAGUUGAAGUCCACAUGUCUUAAAGUUGCCAAGGUUGAGAAACACGUGCUAGUCUUGGGGCAUUUCAAAGGUUGAUAUUCUUACUAUGGCAUAAGCAUUUGCAACAGUAGUCUGCUUCCUCUAAAGCAGGACACCUUGCCCUUGAAGUUCUUCAUACGAUAAAAGUGGAGAAGAGUCUCUUGAAAGUUAUUUGGAGAUUCUAGUUCAGGAGUAAGCAGCAGGAUACUCUCCAGGUCCUUUGAAAUACAAUUCCUGUAAUCCCUGACAAGCCCUCUUUUGUCAUUAUCUCCCCAAAGUCAGUGGUGUAGUUUCCCAUAAUUUUGAGUUAGGGAGUACAGGAAAGCCUCUUUUAAGGCCAUUCUAAUCUAGAUCCUAAAAUAAACUUAGUACUGUCUAAAACAGUGUUUCUCAACCUUGGCAACUUUAAGAUGUGUGGCACCUUAAAGUUGCCAAAUUGAGAAACGCUGGUCUAAAACAUAAGGCCUCGUCCCUUGCCCAAACUGGAGAAAGUGGAAAAUCCCAGGUUCCUUAUAUCUAUGAUAGAGCUCUACUUGCCUGGCAUCCCUUGCAUCUUUUUCCUUGGCCAGAUGUUAAGACAUCCACUAAAAGAUUGCCCACCCAUGAUAGAUAUUUUUCAUUUGAUUUAAAGACUGGUAAGCAUGACUCUGGGUUCUAAAGAUAUUUGUGGAAUGAGCCAUUGUUAGACCUUUGGGCCAACCAACCUCUCUGUUUUAUGACAGGUUCGUGUGAUGACGGUGCUGUAUAAUGUUCUCUCUGUCAGUGGCUUCUCAUUUAGGUUUUCAGUGGCUGAACCACACUUCUGGAUGGAACAAGAGGAGGAGUUGCCAGACGCAGGAGACAGGCAAGAGCUGACCAUUGUCCAAGCAGAUUCUGACACUCCAAGUGAGGAGGAUAAAGAGGAGGAGAUGGUGGAGGACAUUGAUGAGAAAGAGACAGGGCCUUGCCCAGAGAGUUAUGCUUGGCCCUGGGUGAUCUCGGAAGGAAAAGCUAUCAAGGCAUCUGCCACAGCAGACCUUCGUCCAUUCCACUGUUCAGUGUGUGGAAAGGGAUUUGCUCAGAGUUCAAACCUGGUGAAACAUCAACGGAUCCACACAGGAGAGCGCCCUUUCCGAUGCCCAGAAUGUGGCCGGGGCUUCAGCUGGAGCUCCUCGUUGGCAGAGCAUCUUAAGGCUCAUGGAGGGUGCCGCCCUCAUGUGUGCGGUGAAUGUGGGAAGCGUUUUGUCCGUGGCUCCACACUGGCUGAGCACCAGCGGGUGCACACAGGGGAGAAGCCCUUUCGGUGCCUUCAGUGUGAGGCACGCUUCUCACAGAGCUCCACCCUGGCCCACCACUUGCGUACACACUCAGGUGAACGCCCGCAUGUCUGUCCUGACUGUGGAAAGUGCUUUGGGCGCAAGUCCACCCUCGUCACUCACAGACGAACGCACACUGGUGAAAAACCCUAUCUCUGCAGGGAGUGUGGGUGCUGUUUCGGGGUCAGUUCUGACCUGGCCAAGCACAUCCACAAUCAUUGUUCUAAUGGGAAUGGCAAUGGGAAACAUCCUGCUGCAGAAGAACACUCUGUUCUUCCUCUUCUGGAUGCAGAUCAGAGCACUCGGCCAGUUGAAGAAACAUCUCAACUGAUCUCAGAGGUCUCUGGGCAGGCAAGUGAUUGGGUAGGAGGGAUGGAAGAAGAAAGGUACACGUGCCCUGUGUGUCCUGAGGUCUUCUGCCAGAGUUCUGACCUUGCAACCCAUCAGAGGAGCCAUGCUAACAGCUGCCAGCAAUGUGAAGAAACCUCCCCUGACCCACUGGAUUUGGAAGCCCGUGCAUCACGUCACAGUGUGGAGGAGCAACCUUUGAAGUGUUCUGAUUGUUACCCUUGCUAUUCUGAAAGCAUUGCCUUUGAGAUAUGCCAGAGAGCCUCCUGUGGAGACCCAUCACAUCAUUGCCAUCAGUGUGGUGACAAUUUCUCGGAUAGCUCUGGCUUGAAGCCAUACCAGAGCACACACCAUGGGGAGGAGAAAUCCUUUAAGUGUUUGAAGUGUAAGGCUUCCUUUGCAGAAACCGCUGCUUUAGCUACACACCAGAGAAUCCAGCAGGAUGUGGAAUCCUAUAGCUGUCCCCAGUGCGGGAAGACAUUUGUUGAGGAUGAUGAGCUACUGCUUCAUCAGGGAAGUCAUGGUGAUGAGGAACCAGAGGAAUAUAUGGUUACUAAAUGUCCUGUUGUCAGUGCUCACUUCCCUCAUGAUGCGGCUCUCUUGACGCAAAAAGUGAACCAUGGGGGAAAUGCAGAAUCCCAUCAGUGUGAAGAAAUGUUUCUUCAUCACUCAGAACUUCUUGUUCACCAGUUGGGCCACCCAGCAGAACCUAUCUUGGACAAGCCAUACUCCUGUUCAGCGUGUGGCAAAACCUUUGCCCUCUUUGCCACAUUGGCAGCGCAUGAACGUAUCCACAUGUCUGAUGAUGAUGCCUACCGUUGCCCAACAUGUGGUGAACGCUUUCCUGACAGUGGCAAAUUGGGAAGGCACCAACAGCGCCAUUUGGGUGAGGAGAGACCCUUCCGGUGUCCUGCGUGUGGGAAGGGCUUUGUUCUGCUUUCAGGGCUACAGCAGCACCAACGUGACCCACCUGCCCAGUGUCCUCCAUGUGGUGAGACCUUUACAUGGCACUGCCAGUUGACUGAACACCGGCGUAACUGCCACCCAGCCGAACGUCCCUAUAAAUGCCCUGAGUGUGGCAAGAGCUUUGCCCAGAGCUCAAAGCUCUUGCGGCAUCAGGUGACGCACACUGGCGAGAAGCCGUUCAAGUGCCCUGAAUGUGGCAAAAUCUUCAGUCAGAGCUCCAAUCUGGCUGAGCAUCGGCGCACCCAUGCCCCUGGCAAGGCCCACUGCUGUGCCAUCUGUGGCAAAGCCUUUGCCCUGGGCUCCUACUUAGCCAAACAUCAGGCUACCCACACAGGGGCCCGUCCCUUUCGGUGCACUGAAUGUGGUAAGGGCUUCCGCCAGAGCUCCAACCUCAUUCAGCACCAGAGGACCCACACGGGCGAGAGGCCCUAUGUCUGUGCCUCCUGCGGCAAAUCCUUCACCCAAAAUUCCCACCUGGUCAAGCACCGGCGGGUUCAUACAGCUGAAAGGCCCUACUGCUGCCCUGACUGUGGCAAGAGCUUCCGGCAACGGGGCAACCUGGCUGAACACCAGCACCAGCAUGCUGGGACCCACCCAUAUGUCUGUGGGACUUGCGGGAAAUCGUUCCGCUGGAGUUCAGCUUUCUCCAAACACCAGCGAACUCACCUUGCGCUCUGAUCCUGCAAGGAAGGGGGGAAGCUGGACAGGGCUGUGGGGGCCUUCACACAAACACCAAUACGUUUUAUUCCUCCUGUCCCAUCCCUACAUGAGAAGGCCUCCUUGUGGAAUCUGAGAUGGGUGGGGCAGAUCCAACUUUAGGGCUGGAUGGAAGGAUCCUAGAGAUCCUUUUUUAGGCAACAGUGUGCAUUGCUGGGUAUUCUUGCAGAUAAGCCGACCUGUGAAAUUGCAACCAAAAUACUGCUUAUAUAUUUAAUAUAUUAUUAAAAAACAGA